Messenger RNA from Aspergillus affinis, 660 nucleotides. RefSeq lists its product as uncharacterized. NCBI's taxonomy places the organism in Eukaryota, Fungi, Ascomycota, Eurotiomycetes, Eurotiales, Aspergillaceae. The record is from RefSeq and is a predicted model, not a curated record. The transcript is spliced from 2 exons. Bases 1 to 660 code for a protein of 219 amino acids.
AUGUCUGUCUCCCCUAUCCUUGAGACUUUGGUCAUACCGGACAUCUUCAGUGAGCAGGCCUGGAAUAGACUCGGUGGGGAAGACGAUCUCGAGUCGCCUCUUCUUUUGCUGCUACGUCGCGCCAAUACCGAGCUUUACCAUAAUGCACCUUCAUACGCAUACCAUCUUCAACGCAUCCAUUGCAUCAUGGUCAAAACCUUUAUGUAUCGCAAUGAAGUAUAUUACCACAGAACAGACUCGCUUAGGGAAGGUGAUAAUCGAGGCUUUGACUCUUAUGACGAUGGCGUUGGUCAGGAGGAUGCAUGGUGCGCAGGAUCACCACUCCCGCAUGAAAAACCCGAUCUGGAUGAAUCUUGGGAGAAUCGCCCAGGCGCCGGCUUUUGGGAGCGCAAGGGCUCCCUCAAAGACUUCACGGCAUUGAAGUAUUUGGAUAUUGGCGUUCAUCUCUUGUGGCUCUUUGCAAUCGGCCUGGGAGAUCCGGGGUGGAAAGUGGAGGAAGGAUUUUCCCUGCUCGAUAGUCUGCCUCCCAAUCUCGAACAUCUUUCCAUCAGAGGCUAUUUUAGAGGACAGUUCGAAAGGCUUGACAAGCUCAUUCAAAAACUGACAACAGAAAGACACAGGCAACCCCCGAGCUUGAAGACUCUCAAGGGUAUCGACUAG